AAAUGUAUGAUACCAAUGUUUAGUUGCAAUGCAAUCAACAUUAUGGACAGUGUCAAAGGGCAGAAUUGUGUUACCGCGUUUAACAUCAUCCCAAUGGAGAAUUAUGAUGUAACUGAUCUACGACUUCAAAAUAACGGCGGUGCUCAAAAUAGUAAAAAGAAUCCAAACGACCUCAAUGAGGAAGAUAAAGCUGUUGAUAGACAUUUUUUCACAGAAGUCAGAAAUCAAGACGAGGAUUUACAUUUGACGUGGACUGAACUAUACCCUCAGGUUUUGGCUAGCUUCGUAGCCUUCCUUAUAGUCCUUCAGCCAGGAAUCAAUUUAGCCUACUCAAACGUGUUAUUACAUCAUUUUCCAUACAUAAGCAGAAUUCAAUUUUCAUGGAUAACUAGCGUUAUGCCUUUAUGUACGCCUUUGGGAGCAAUUUUCAUCGGUCCGCUCAUGGACAGAAUUGGCCGGAAAAAUGCUUGUUUCUGGACUUGUCUACCGCUAUUAGCUUCUUGGCUGUUCGCCGUGGCUACGACUAACGACAAUAUCGCGUUGUUUUACAUAUCCAGGAUAUUCGCCGGCAUCGGCUCUGGCAUGACUACGGUAGCCAUCGUGUACGUGUCGGAAAUAGCUCAUCCCACUUACAAACAAAUUCUGUUGUCAUUGAACAGUGUGUUUUUCUCGGCCGGAAUAUUGCUAUCUACGCUGUUGAUCAACUUUCUCGACUGGAAAGCCAUCACCAUAACAUUUGUAUCGCUCACCGUGGCCAGCAUGGCGUUGAUAGUGAUAUGCAUGCCGGAAAGUCCGGUGUGGAUAUUCAAGUUCAAAGGUCCGGAGUACGAGAUCGAAGGGAAACGUGCGAUAAAACAGAUUUAUCCUCACAACAUUCGAUUGUUCAAUACCGAACGGAACGUCCUAAACGAGAAUGGAAACAACUACGCAAACGACAAGUCUAAGCAGACGUUUUUCCAAACACUGCGGACCAGCCAGGCCGCUUACAAGCCAGUGAUCAUAUUGGUCGUUCUGCUGACCCUGCAACAGUGCAGCGGCGCGUACAUGACCAUAUCGUACGCGCUGCCAGUGUUCCAGUCGAUCGUGCCGGGCGGAUCGGCCAACGAACUGGAAACACUGGCGCUGUUGGGUGUCAUCAGGUUCGUCGGCGGCAUCGCCACGUCGUUGUUGUCGUUUUACUUCGGUCGCAGACCUCUCAUGGUGGUUUCGUGUUUGGGCAUGGCUCUGUCGUCGGCUACGGUGACAUUGACGGUUGGCUCGCAACAGACGCCGAUCGGCUCAGAUCAGAUCGGGUUGACUGGCUUGUCCGUUCCGUUAGUCGGCGUCAUGGUGUUCGUGCUGAGCAGUUCGAUUGGCGUGCUCGUGUUCCCUUGGACGUUGAUCAGCGAACUGCUGCCUACGUCUAUCAGGGCUGUCGGCGGCGGAUUACUGGUAUCCUACGGUUACUUGUCCAUGUUCACCACGCUCCGCAUGUUCCCGCACUUGUUGGCAUCGCUUGGCGCGGCCAACACGUUUGCGGUUUUUGGGUUGGUAUCGCUGACGAUGGCCGCUUACGUGUAUUUGCUGUUACCGGAAUCGCUGGGCAAAAGCUUUCAACAAAUGGAAGAGUAUUUCUUGCGGGGCAAAUUAUUAUAUUCUGCUCGAUGAGCUCAGGAAGAUCGGUAGCGGCUUUGGAAAGCACAAAACGAUUUAAUUUUCGUAUACGACUUACCGUUAUCAAAAUAUAUUUAUAUAUUGUGCCUCUCAUUUUGUUAUAUCUAUAUCAGAAAUGUUUGUGUGGUUGCCGUCGUUUUCAUGUGCUCCGCUGUAGACUUGAUAAAAAUAAACGAGUGAAGUAUUUUGACAGUAAUACUUUUCUCUAGUUUAAACAAUACAAU
Molecule: messenger RNA, 1877 nt
Organism: Adelges cooleyi (spruce gall adelgid)
Lineage: Eukaryota; Metazoa; Arthropoda; Insecta; Hemiptera; Adelgidae
Product: facilitated trehalose transporter Tret1-like
Exons: 8
Coding region: 7-1647 (546 amino acids)
Biological process (GO): transmembrane transport
Cellular component (GO): membrane
Molecular function (GO): transmembrane transporter activity
Source: RefSeq, a predicted model, not a curated record